AUCUCUCCGUUACUUUUAAUUGGAAUAGUUUGUAGAUUCGUUCGCGUGAUGAAUUUAUUAUUAAAUAACGAACUACAGGACAAUAACAAACAUUAAGUUAAUCGUACGUCGAUAAAAAAUGUUUGUGAAUAGUGGUUGUAAAUUACUUUUAUUAUUAUACUUAGUGGAUAUCAGUUUAAGUUUAAAAAUAUUGGCGAUUACUCCUCAUAUGGGAAAAAGUCACCAGCUCGUCUUCGAGCCUCUUUUCAAACAAUUAGUUUCCAUCGGUCAUCAAGUUACCCUUAUUACCAGGUUCCCUAUGAGACUAGAAUACCCUAAUUGGAAAGAUAUUAAUAUUGCAGUUGAGGAUAAGAACGAAACAGAAAUUAUUACUUUUGAUAUCUUAACUGGAAGCCGAUUAGAUAGAUAUGCAUGUCCCAUAGUAUUGAUGGAUGCUGCCCGCAUAGCUUGUACAGAAGGUUUGUCUCAUCCAAAUUUGCAAACAUUUUUAAAGGAAGAUAGACAUUUCGACUUGAUUUUGAUUGAAAUAUUCAAUACAAAUUGUUUUAUGGGAGUUGCUAAGAAAUACAAUGCACCUAUUAUAGGUAUACAUUCUUCAAUAUGGAUGCCUUGGAUGUAUCAAUCGUUCGGUGUACCUUUCAAUCCAUCCUAUUUACCCGCACACUUUUUAGGACUUCCAAUACCAAUGAACUUCAUCCAAAGGAUGGAAAAUACAAUAAAUCAUCUUUACUCGAAUUUAUUAUACGAUUAUGAAAUGAUUAAGUCCAGUAACACCUUAUCUAAAAAAUAUGUCGGUGUCGAUUUAUACGAAAACGGUGACGUCACUAAUGAUGUCAAUAUGUUAUUUAUUAAUACACAUUUCACUUUGAAUUUGCCAAUUCCGUUAACUCCAAAUGUUAUUGAAAUCGGUGGUAUCCAUAUAGAUUCGCAACCAAUUAAAAAAUUACCACAGGAAAUUGAGAAAUUCAUCAGUGAAGCAAAACAUGGAGUAAUUUACAUGAGUAUGGGUUCAACUAUUAGAGGAGAUACUUUCCCGAAAAGUAAACAGAUGAUAUUCUUAAACGUCUUUUCCCGAUUACCUCAAAGAGUUGUAUGGAAAUGGGAAAGCGAAAUGGAGAAUAAACCUGAUAAUGUUAUGACGACUAGAUGGGCUCCACAGAAAGAUAUUUUGUGUCAUCCUAAUGUUAAAGUCUUUAUCACGCACUCAGGUCUUUUGGGCACCAUAGAAAGCGUUUAUUGUGGUAAACCGAUGUUGUCAUUACCCCAUAUUGGCGAUCAAUUCACGAAUGCUAUGUCGACUGAGCAAGCUGGAGGAGGUUUAGUAUUCAGGUUUCAUGAAAUAAACGAAAAAAUUCUCGCCGAAGCUUUGAAGAAGUUACUCAGUUCAGAAUUUAUGGAGAAAGCUCGAAGUUUGUCAAAGAGAUUCAAAGAUCGUCCGAUGUCUCCUAUGAAUACGGCCCUGUACUGGAUUAAUUAUAUAGUUGAAAAUAAAGGGGCGCCGUACAUGAAAUCAGCUGCUGUCAAUAUGCCUACUUAUCAAUAUUUGUUAUUAGAUGUCGUAGCUGUUUUGUUAAUUUUAUUGUUUAUGUCGUUUUAUAUAUUUUAUAGGUUUGUUAAAAUUAUGUCGAAAUUGUGUUAUGGGAAACGGGACAAAAUAAAAAAAUCUUGUUUGAGUUUUUUAAUGUACCUAAGUUCACUUACAAUUUAUCAAAAUUGCGUUCAAUGUGCGAAAAUAUUAGGAGUAUUUCCCAUGUUUGGGAUGAGUCACCAUAAGUUAGCCGUGGCUCUAAUGCGGGGUUUGGCAGAAGCUGGAAAUGAAGUAACUAUAGUUUGCGCUUAUGAAGAUGCCUACCACCCUACGAAUGGUUCUUACAGAAAUAUUGUUAUGCAGGGGCUUGCCGAAGCGUUCAAAGACGAAAUUACAUCCUUCAAUUUAUUCGAACUUCAAGAUUUCGAUAAAUUAUUUCAAGAAGCAACUUUUCAGGAUUAUAUGUACACAAACACUCAAAAAAUUUUAACGGAUCCUGGACUUCGGCGUCUCAUAAAUAUGAAUGAGACAUUCGAUACUGUGAUCAUUGAACAAUUUUCAAAUGACGCUUUGAAAGUUUUAGCUCAUCUGUUCAAAUCUCAUUUAAUUGUUUAUAAUUCUUUUGGUCCUUUCAACUUCGUUAAUCGUUUAGUAGGAAAUCCUACAAUGAUUUCCUAUACACCUCAAGUCAUAUCAACGUUUUCCAGGCCAAUGUCUUUUAAAAAUCGAUUGCACAACACUAUACUUUAUACAAUAGAAGAACUCAUGAAUCAUUUUUUAUUCAUUCCCCGACAAGACAAAUUGAUUAAAACGUAUUUUGAAGAUGCUCCAAGUGUUACAGAAUUGAAUUCAAAGGUGUCUUUAGUACUAGUUAACUCGCACGAGACUUUAUGGCAACCGGUUCCUCUGGUACCUAACGUUAUACCUAUUGGAGGUUUUCAUAUAACCCCACCAAAGAGUUUACCAAAGGAUUUAGAAGCAUUUUUAGAUAGUGCUACUGAUGGUGCGAUUUUCUUCAGCUUAGGAUCUAAUUUAAAAAGUAUAGAUUUGCCUAAGAAUACUAUGGAUAUAUUUUUAAAAAGUUUCAAGAAUUUAAAGCAGAAAAUUUUAUGGAAGCUAGAGGGAGAAGUAGAAGGAUUGCCGCCUAAUGUGAAAACGGGCCGUUGGUUACCACAAAUGGACAUUUUGGCUCAUCCCAAUAUUCGUUUAUUCAUCUCACAUGGAGGUUUGUUGAGUAUGACAGAAGCCAUUUACCAUGGAGUACCUAUUCUUGUUAUACCAGUAUUUGGAGAUCAAGCUACCAAUGCUAACAAUGCUGUUUACGGAGGUUUUGGAUUGUCUGUGAUCUACCACAGUUUCGCCGAAGAAAAGUUCACUUAUGCAUUAGGAGAAUUAUUAACUAAUUCCAAAUACAAAAAAAAUGCUCUUCAGCGAUCGAAAGCGUUCCACGAUCGUCCGAUUAAACCGAUCGAUUUAGCAGUAUACUGGGUGAAUUACGUUAUCGAACAUGACGGAGCACCACAUCUUAGAGUGGAUGGUUCCGAUAUGCCCUGGUAUAAAUACUUACUUAUUGAUGUUAUAUUAACAUUAACCAUUGCUUCUAUAUGUAUAGUUUUAGUUUUAUACCACGUUGGUAAAUUAUUAUUUAAUGCUUAUUACAAACAGACGUCAGGCAUGCUUUUGACAGAGUAUGGUGUUCUAAAUAUACUGAAUAAACCCUGUGCUAAAGAUUUGAGAUUGGAACGUCAAGAAAAUAGAAAGGAGUAA
Molecule: messenger RNA, 3295 nt
Organism: Diorhabda sublineata
Lineage: Eukaryota; Metazoa; Arthropoda; Insecta; Coleoptera; Chrysomelidae
Exons: 12
Coding region: 119-3295 (1058 amino acids)
Molecular function (GO): UDP-glycosyltransferase activity
Source: RefSeq, a predicted model, not a curated record